AUGAGGCGCGCUCCGACGGCGCCCGGCGGCUUGUGGGCGCUGCUGCUGCUGCUGCUGCUGCUGCUGCCGGGCGUGUCGCUGGCCUGCCGCUCGCCCAGCCCGCGCGCCCUGCAGGCCCAGGCGCACUCGGCCGCCGUGGUGCUGGAGGGGAAGGUGCAGGCGCUGGCGGCGGCGGCGGCGGCAGGCGGGGGCAACGGCAGCGAGGCGGCGGCGGCGGCGGCGCUGCCCGCGGGCCCGCUGCUGGUGAAGGUGCUGGACGUGUGGCCCCUGCGCAGCGGCGGCCUGCAGCGGCAGCAGCUGAUCCGCGUGGGCGCGCCGGCGGCCCCCUGCUUCCAGGCGCGCCGCGACCGGCGCUACAUCUUCUUCCUGGAGCCCACCGAGCAGCCGCUGCUCUUCGCGCCCGCCUUCGCGCCCCUCGACGCCGCCGGCGGCCGCAACCUCAAGAAGGACGUGGCCCGCGCGCUCUGCGCCGACUGCGCCGUCCCUCCCAAACUAAAGAAACUGAAGAGUCUCAGCGUGGAAGUGGGGGCGAAGGUUUCUUUGAAAUGCGAAGCCAGCGCUGGGAAUCCCCAGCCGUCCUACAAAUGGUUCAAAGAUGGCAAAGAGCUGAAAAAGAGCAAAGACGUCAGGAUCAAAUACGGGAAUGGAAAAAAAAAUUCCAGAUUGCAGUUGAAUAGGGUGAGAGUAGAAGAUGCAGGAGAAUAUAGCUGUGAAGCAGAGAACGGGCUAGGCAGGGACGCAGUCAAAGGCACCAUCAGUGUGAAAAGUGUAAGUACAACUCUGUCCUCUGGGCCCGGACAUACUAGACAGUGCAACGAAACAGUCAAGUCCUAUUGUGUCAACGGUGGAGUGUGCUACUACAUUGAAGGCAUCAAUCAAUUGUCCUGCAGGAUGUUUGAGAUGGGCUCCAUUCUCUUUUAUUCUCUUGAAAAAUUGUUUGAUAUUUCUGUCUUUGAAAGUACCAUCAGGCAGAGGUGGAUUGGAACGUUCAAAGAGCCCUGGAGCAAACUGAACCAUAUGGUCCACGUGGUCUUGGCAGGGAUGUUCUCCUCGUCUGAGGCCCCGGUCUUUGGGGCGCUCAAUGCGGUCAGCCGCCUCAACCACAAGGUGCCUCCCCCAAGGGGUGAGGGCAGCCCUCACUCUCAGUGGGUCUCUCCCUACUGGUGUCGGGGGUUGGCCGUCCCCCUACUGGGGCCCGUCGUCUCCCUCUCGGCUUCCCGGCUCCUCAGGGGCGUUUCCGGCCGUGCCAACGUCCCGGCCGCGCCCCGCCGAUCGGGAGAGGAGCUGUGGCUGCCGGCCACGCCGCAGCUGCUCCUCAUCGCGCUCGUCAUGCCUCGGCUCCGCCGCCCCCCCCCGCUGGCGCUUCUCCCGCGGGUCGUGGUGUCGCGCUCGCCUGCCGCUGCCGCGCCGGCGGCCCCGCCUCCCGGCCGUCCAAGUCCGGGGCGAGCCGGCGCGGCGAUCCCCGGACAAAGUCGAACUGGCCUAGCGAGGAGAGGGAGAGGAGCGAUGGACCAGCCCAGCCAUCGAGCUGACAAACCUCUCCUCGGUUCGCUGUGGCUGCCCCUUGGAGUCGUCAAAGGGACGCCCGUGCGCUCUCUGGGCGCAGCGCCUGUGGGCUUGGUGAGCGACCCGCAGGUUGGGCGCCUGCUGCGCUCCGGGGAAGAAGCGGCACCCGGUUUUGAAAGGAGGCAGCGGCAACACCAGGGAAGGGCCGAGGGGGAGGGGGCAUGGCGGCUGGCCGAGUGCCCUCCACCCCUCAUUGCCAGGCCGGUCUUCACUUACCUGGUCAGCAGCCAAGCGCACCAGCUGGCCUCCAAACAUGCCGAGGCUCCAGGGGCCGGCUCGACUUCCCUUCCCUGUGCCGACCAGUCAGCCGAGGAGAAGGCAAGGCAUGCUGGGUCGGAGGGAGGCGGAGCUCCCCGGCUUGCUGGGAGCUGGGACUUGGAGCACACUACACAAUGGGACUGGGCCAGUGGGCCACCGUCCAGACUCUUCAGAAAACAGAGGAAUCAGAUGCAUAACCAUUUAAGGCAAAAUAUGUGUCCGGCGCAUCAGAACAGGAACCUUGCAAAUGGACCCAGCCACCCCCGGCUGGACCCUGAGGAAAUUCAGAUGGCUGAUUACAUGUCUAAAAAUGUCCCGGUGACCGAGCAUGUCAUACAGAGAGAGAUGGAGACCACCUUUUCUGGGAGUCACUCCUGCUCGCCGUCACAUCGCUGCUCCACAGGGACUCCGACUUCAAGCCAAAGACAUGAAAGCCACACGUGGAGCAUGGAACGGACAGAAAGCCUGACUUCGGACUGUCAGUCGGGGAUCAUGCUGUCUUCCGUGGGAACCAGCAAGUGCAACAGUCCUGCCUGUGUGGAGGCUCGUGCGCGGCGGGAAGCCGCAUCCUGCAUGGAGGACCAGAGGAGGCCGAUGACCCAGUACAGAGACUCGGUGGAUUCGCUUCGAGACUCACCACACAGCGAGAGGUAUGUGUCUGCCUUGACAACACCUGCCCGCCUGUCCCCCGUUGACUUCCAUUGUUCCACAUCAGCACACAUGCCCACCUUUGAAAUCACCUCCCCGAACUCGGCCCACGCAGUCUCGUUACCCCCCGCGGCAUCCAUUAGCUUCCAGGUGGAAGAGCAGCAGCCGUUGCUCAGAAGGUACCAAGUCCCUUUCCAGGAAAUGCAGAGAUACGAUAGUUACUACCAAAGAAGCAACUACCUGAACGAGAGCACGGGGAGCUUGCCCUCCAGCCCCGUCCGUAUCAUCGAGGACGACGAGUACGAGACUACGCAAGAGUACAUCACCGCACUAGAACAUCCAAAGAGAAUAGGCAGCAGCAGCAGGCGGUGGAGGAGAUCGAAACUCAAUGGACAUCUGUCUCACAGGGGCAAAAUGCUCAGAGACUCCUUUUCGGUGAGCAGCGCCUCUUACAGCGAAUCUGACGAGGAGCUGGUAGCGGAAAGCACCCCUUUCUUAAGUAUUCGGAACACUGAAACGAUGGACACAGACUCACCCCCCCUGUACCGUCCAGCAGAGAGCAGGACUUACUAUUCCUUCGACAGAUGCAGCAUACAAGGAGACAGCCGCCUCUCACAUCCCACCAGGUCCAGCCAAGACUCAGCACCACCUUAGACGCCGCCCCCGUGGACACUUCCUCAUAGGCACUCCCGCGAACACACCCGAGCCGAGGAGGACAAAAACGAACAGAACAGACAAAUUUUUAUUUUAUAUAAAAGAGAGAAAAAAAAUAUAACAAAUGAAAUGUUUUAUUUUCAUUUUAGCAAUGGUGUCUUAUAAUAGCUAAUGGCAAAGACCGUUUUAUAAGGAAUCUCUAUUUAUAUGGAACAUCUUGAUUUACAGCUUCUGAGAAAAGAACAAAUCAUCAAAAAAAAAUUUACGAAAAGAGAUGGGCCAAUUUUUGACUACUUACAGAUCAUUUAAAAAAAAAUAUCGUGGUGCCUUUUUGCUGUAUGCUAAUGCCAGAGUCCAUUCUAAAGAUUAUGUUUAAGCAUCCUUGAGGUCAUAGGUUUUAUGUUCAGGACAACUUGUUAUGGAAUAUUUUAACGGGCACUUGACCAUUUGAAUAAUAACAACACUCUUUUAAAUUGCCUGAUAACUGGAUGUCGGUAAUCUAGUGCUUUAAAAUAUUGUGCGCUCCUUCUCACACACACACACACACACACACACUCAAACACACAGAACACUUACUCACUAAAAGACAUGUGAAUGGAAGUUUUCAUCAAUACCUUUCCCUUAGAGCGGAAACAAUAUGCACCAUUAUGAGAAAAUUGCAGCUUUGUUGUGAAGGUAAGAAGUGAAAAAGCACACAAUCAUAUUAGCCCUUCCAACCUAUCUCUUGACCUGAACAGAUCUAUGAACGAGGCCAAACCAGCUCAUCUUGUCACAACAUUGCGAGGGUUUAUUGCCACAAAUCUGGUAUCUCGGAUCAAUGUGGUGAACUAAUGCUUCUUCAAGCAUUGCUAGUCAAAAUGUGCUCCAGCACUAACAACUGGAGACUAGCGACUCAUAUAUAAGACUCUGAGCCACCGCUGUGCAUUUCUGCAGAGCAAAAAAAGUGCACGAUUCCCAGUGGCGUACCACUAAUGGGGACAUGGGAUACUGGGGAGGACAGGUGCUGGCCUGCAGGGAGGCCGGGGAGGCUCAGCGGGCGGCCGUCCGUGUCGCCCGCCUGGGCCACCUGCUGCUGAGCCCCGCCCCACUGCCUCCCCGCAGGCCCGGGGAGGGCAGAAGCCAGGGGGUGGGGCUCGGUGGUGGGUGGCUCGGGUGCAUGCCGUUUCGCCACAUGGGGGGUGCCCCGUGAUCCUGAUGCUAGCUUGAUCAUAAAAUGAAAGCAAGCCCCAUACUGGGAGUGUUCCGAAUGUUCCAGGUAGUGUUGAUGAGGUGUGAAUGCCACACAUAUUUUAAAAGUCCCAGGUGAGGUAAGGGCCUCGUGCCUUUCAGCUCAUCCCCCUGACCACCAGCUGUCCUCUUUUCCUCUGCCGCCUCCGUAUGCUUCAUCUCAUGCCGUCCUGACUCAACCCUCCUCCCAUGGAAAACAAGACCUCAGCAAGGGUCUGGGGUUGAAAAGUGUCCAUGUGCUAUUUACCAUUGUCACAUCCUAGCAUUCCAGAAUGACUUCCUGUUCAACAGCAACCAGGAAUAGCUGCAGUGUUGGCCCCAAGACAGCCAUCUGUGUACAGGUUGGCCAGAAAACUCCCUUGAAAGAGAGAGAGUUCCUCGUUCCUUUCAGUUCCUUGUGGGCCCCUCCUGUUUACAUCCUAGCCUGGCCUCUUUCUUUUUCGGUCUAUUUUGACUUCUGCAUGUCCUUUGCAUUUCAGAUACUGUAGAUUGGAUGCAUGGAGAAGCUGUGAUUGAGAAGAUAAAAUACAAUUGCCAGUGUAUUUCAUUUUAACUUUUAGCAAUAAAAAAUACUUUUAAAACCCUUUGUUCCUCACCCACAACAGGGUCCAAUAGAAACGCUGCUAAUUUGUCAUAAAGAUGAUUGUAAAAAAAAAAUGCUCUGGAUUGUCUGAAUGUCAGAACUCUUGACUGUUUAACACUUGAACUUUUUUAUAUUAUAAAUAAAAGUAAGAAAUGACUACCACCA
Sphaerodactylus townsendi is the source of this 5101-nucleotide messenger RNA. RefSeq names its product neuregulin 2 (gene NRG2). Gene Ontology annotation, molecular function: signaling receptor binding. NCBI's taxonomy places the organism in Eukaryota, Metazoa, Chordata, Lepidosauria, Squamata, Sphaerodactylidae. The coding region runs from base 1 to 3126 and encodes 1041 amino acids. The record is from RefSeq and is a predicted model, not a curated record. Gene Ontology annotation, biological process: intracellular signal transduction; nervous system development; animal organ development. The transcript is spliced from 13 exons.